Puccinia graminis f. sp. tritici CRL 75-36-700-3 is the source of this 321-nucleotide messenger RNA. RefSeq lists its product as uncharacterized. Gene Ontology annotation, molecular function: transmembrane transporter activity. The record is from RefSeq and is a predicted model, not a curated record. Gene Ontology annotation, biological process: transmembrane transport. The transcript has 2 exons. Lineage: Eukaryota; Fungi; Basidiomycota; Pucciniomycetes; Pucciniales; Pucciniaceae. Gene Ontology annotation, cellular component: membrane. Bases 1 to 321 code for a protein of 106 amino acids.
AUGACUCCCCUCAUGUUGGCUGGCUUGAGAUUAAAGAUCCCAACCAACAGUCAAACCUCAAUCAUGAAGUCUGUGCUGCCCACCCAAGAAAUAUACAUCUCACUCUUCAUCACUGCAAUCAACUUGAUGAUGACCUUUCCAGAAAACUUCUUGUUCAAAAAUCUGGGCAGGAAGUCCUUACUCCUCCUCUUGGCCGGCUUGAUGGCCUUCACCUCACUAGUCCUUGUGUUGAAGCGGGUCAGGCUUCUGGAACACAACAUAAUCUCAUGGGGAGACUCAGAUGCUGUGGCCUCCUCAUGGGAAUGGCUAAGUGACUGUUGA